UGACCUAACUAGACUAGCUAAAAUUGUUGCAUAGGAGCACGUGGCACCACCUUCAGGGCCACCGCAUCCUUAUAGAUCUACGGGAUCCUGCUUUACAACCAGAACAGUAAACAAAAGUGAAAAGAACACAGGAUGGGAGUUUCAAGUCUACUUCUACUGACAUUGAUUGUCUUACUCAAUUCCACUGCUGGUAUGGCUCAAGCCCAAUGUUUCAGUACUGAGAUAUUUGGUUGCAGUGGUACCAGUGCAGGAUUCAGAGCCUCAGGUCAGGACUGCUGUGAUGAUGGAUUCUUGGCUUUCAAUGCAGGAGGCGAUGUCUGUGAAUUGUGCUCAGGCAAUGUGCUUUGCUCGGCUAACCUUGGCUGCACUGCUGCCUUUGAGCCCAGUCAAGCUCAGGGUCGUGGCGAGUGUUGUGCUACUGGUGGAGGAGUGGCUUACACAUACAGUGCAGGAUUAUGUGUACCAUGUCCCACUUCCAUCACCGGUUGCUUCACUGGGAACCAGUGUGGUGGAGAUAACAUCUCUCUCACCUCGACUGAGUCAGCUGCUGCUCAAGUCAGAGAGUGCUGUGUCAGCACAGCCGGACUCUCCUACAACCUACUGGGACAAUGCAUCAUCUGUGUCGUGUUUGGAUUUCUUGAUGAGAGGCUAGAAGAAGAGGAGAGGGGACAAGGCUAUACGGUUAGUAUUGGCUACAUCAAACGACCUGCCUCGGUUACCAACCUUAUCAGAGGAAACAUCGCUGUAGCUGAUAAUGGGACUGCAGACCCGGUCACAGAUUUUCUGAUCAGUACCGAGAGAUACACAGUUCGUCCUGGUGUGAAUCAAGAUAUCAUUGUUACGUAUCUAGUGGACAGUGUUGCUCAAGAGCCCAUGGAGUCUGCCCAACUGCAACUGAGUAUCCGUACAACACCACCUAGGGGAUUACUGACACGUGACACAUUUGAGCUGGCUAUCAUCGACAGUGACAUGGUGAUAUUCCAGCUGACUGAGAACGAUUAUCGAUCCAGUGAAAGUGAGCUUCAAAUCAACGCUCAAGUGAACAAGAAUCUCCGUAUUGCCAGUCGAGUCGUGUUGGAGGUUACUCCGUACACUGUAAUAGACGCCUUGAUAGCUGGUAUACCUGCACUACCCAACGUACUAGCUGAUAACAACAUUCGCUCCCCCAAUCGUGCUCUAAUCACACCUGAACGUCAAGAUUUCAAUAACAGUGUGAUUACUGUCAUUUUUGAAGCUGACGAAUUUGGUAACCAAGUGAACGAUGUUCUGGUUCCAGUGCCAAUAACUGAUGAUGAUAUUGAUGAGGCUCAAGAUGAAAUGUUUGUGAUUGACCUCACUCUUCAGUCGUCUAUAAAUUCUCAGAUUUCGAUUGAUUGUCGAAGUUCACUGGCUAGAAUCAACGAUGAUGACGACCUUCAAAUUGGUUUCCAGUUUGCAAGUUAUGACUUCAAUGAGCCUCAAUUUGAGGAAGAGAUUUCCGGGGUGGUGUUUCUGGAAAAACAAAAUGAUCGAAUCUCUGAACAAAGUUAUGUGGUUAUUGUCGGAAUCAAUGAAGCCACGCCCAAUGGAAAUAUACGAGCAGCCACCCUAUCCACUGCAGACGCAAAUAAUGACUAUGUUGUAAGCCAACCUGGAGAAAAUACAAUUGUAUUAGAAUUUGGACCAAAUGAACAAGUAUUGGAUUUCCGUUUUGUACUCUUCCCCGAUGAAAUUGCCGAGGGUAUGGAAGCUUUCCAAGCGAGUUCCCAGCCUUCUGAAAAUCCACUGCAUCCAUCGUUUACUGCUCCCAGUGCUAAUGUCCUGUUCCCCUCUACGUUCAUUGUCAUCGCAGAUGGUGAUCCCAUUGCGUGUCUUCCCCUCGAUUCUAUUACCAAUGGAGUCAUCACAUACGCUACCGACACCACACCUAACUAUGAUCUGGGCACUGUGGCUACUUAUGCCUGUGAUGCUGGGUUUGUUCUGGACCUCUCCCUAGGGGGAUCUAUGACUAGAACUUGUGUGGAUGAUGAUGGACUGGAUGCUAUUGGAGAGUUCAAUAACCAAGCUCCAAGAUGUAUCGCCAUUGAGUGUCUUCCCCUCGACUCUAUUACCAAUGGAGUCAUCACAUACGCUACCGACACCACACCUAACUAUGAUCUGGGCACUGUGGCUACUUAUGCCUGUAACCCUGAGUUUGUUCUAGACCUCUCCCUAGGGGGAUCUAUGACUAGAACUUGUGUGGAUGAUGAUGGACUGGAUGCUAUUGGAGUCUUCGAUAGGCAGGCUCCAAGAUGUAUCGCUAUCGAGUGUCGUGUUCUGCCUGUUUUCACCAAUGGAAUGAUCGUCUAUGCCACAGACGUGACAUCUGACUUUGACCUCGGUACCACAGCAACUUAUAGCUGCAAUGAGGGCUACACUUUAUAUCUCUCUAUUGGUGUUGAAGUGAGGACGUGUAUUGACGAUGGAGACAAUGAUACUGUGGGAGUGUUUAGUGACCUGGAGCCUGCUUGUGUUCGCAUUCAGUGCACCCCUUUAUCUGGCAUAUCAAAUGGCAGGAUUGAAUAUGAUCCAGACAUGACUCCUAACUACAUGCUCGGGACAACUGCCACUUACAUUUGCAACAACGGGUUUUUCUUGGACUUAUCUGCCGGAAAUGAGGUCAGAACUUGUGAGGAUGAUGAUGGAUUGGACGAUCUAGGAGAGUUCACUGGCUCACAACCAACCUGUGUCCCUAUUGAGUGUCCUCCCCUCGACCCUAUUACCAAUGGAGUUAUCACGUAUGCUAUCGACACCACACCUAAGUAUGAUCUGGGCACUGUGGCUGCGUAUGACUGUGAUGCUGGGUUUGUUCUGGACCUCUCUCUAGGGAGAUCUGUGACAAGAACUUGUUUUGAUGAUUUGGAUAAUGAUGCAGAGGGAAUGUUUAACGGACAGAAACCAAGAUGUAUCCCUAUCGAGUGUCCUGUUCUGCCCGUUUUCACCAAUGGAAUGAUCGUCUAUGCCACAGACGUUACCCCUAACUUUGUUCUCGGUACUACAGCAACUUAUAACUGCAAUGAAGGCUACACUUUAGAUCUCUCUAUUGGUGUUGAAGUGAGGACGUGUAUUGACGAUGGAGACAAUGAUGCUGUGGGAAUGUUUAGUGACCAGGAGCCUGCUUGUGUUCUCAUUCAGUGCACUCCUCUACCUGACAUACCAAAUGGCAGGAUUGAAUAUGGUCCAGACACGACUGCUAACUACAUGCUCGGAACAACUGCCACUUACAUUUGCAACAACGGAUUUUUCUUGGACCUAUCUGUCGGAAAUGAGGUCAGAACUUGUGAGGAUGAUGAUGGGUUGGACAAUCUAGGAGAGUUCACUGGCUCACAACCAACCUGUAUCCGCAUUCAGUGCACUCCUCUACCUGGCAUACCGAAUGGCAGGAUUGAAUAUGGUCCAGACACGACUCCUAACUACAUGCUUGGGACAACUGCCACUUACAUUUGCAAUGACAGGUUUCUCUUGGACCUAUCUGUCGGAAAUGAGGUCAGAACUUGCGAAGAUGAUAAUGGAUUGGACGGUCUAGGAGAGUUCACUGGCUCACAACCAACCUGUGUCCCUGGUUGUGAAGCGGAGAUAUACCAGAGUCAUUCUUGGCCCAACACGGCACUAGGGUCUACUGCGCUGUCCCCUUGUCCAUGUGUUGAAGUAUUGGGUGUUUUGGCAGGGAAUGUCAUCAGACAGUGCUCUGGGUCAAUCAGUGAGGGAGGGAUGUGGAAGGAUGAGCUUGACCUCAGCAGCUGUGAGACUACACUUUCAGACAUAUCCCGGGAAUUGUGUGAGAUUGCACUAGGACUCUCAUCAAAUAAGACAACUCAAGCAUCCAAUCAGAUUGCCAACAUCACAUCCAAUCCACAAAAUCUGGCUGCAAGUCAAAUCUCCUUGGUUACUACAAUAGUAGAGCAAGUAGCAGAAGAAGCCGCUUUCAACCAAGAGGUGAGGGACAACUAUCUUCAAACAAUCAAUAAUAUACAGCAAGCCAAUGCUGACGUCAUCUAUGAGAGCCAGCUGGCAAUGAAUUCAUCAACAAGGAUUCUUGCAAGCCUCGAAACAUUUCUGGACAAUCUCAAUAUUUCAACUGUUUCCAGAAACUCCACAAGCAAUCAGACUGUUCUCAGUUUCGAAACAUUUGCUAUCACAGUACAAGAUUUAGACCCUAACAGUUUCCAAGGCCAGACAUUCGUUGUUGGUUUAGGCCCUGUCGAAGCGGCAGUGAACAAUACUGGCAUCAUUGAUCAAGAUGCUUUGAUGACAGCUAAUGAUUACAUGACUGAUAACAGAUCUGAUAUUGAUUCUCUUAGUGAAGACACUGAAAACUCAACUGCCUCUCUACGAUUAAGCCCUUUAAUUCUUGAAGAAUGCCCUACAACAAAUCGUUCACUUCGGCAGAGAUUAAGUUACUCUGUUUUUUUGUCUGAUGUACUUUUCCUUCCUGAGAACAGAAGUACUAGUCAGGUGGGAUCUAUUGUAGUGGCUGCAAGACUAGCUUGUCUGCAGACCAACAAGACAGUGCUCACAGUGCCAGUACGGACUAGCUUUCUGAUCAGGAUGACGGAUAAUAUCGAAAACAGCAGCUGUGCUGUGUAUAAGACUCAAGAUCAGUUUGGAGCUUGGGACACUGCUGGAUGUAGAGAGAUAACCAGUUCCAAUGGGAGAAAAGAUUGCGAGUGCAGACAAUUGGGCCACUUUGGAAUACUCUUUGAUUUGAAUCCAACUGCAUUGCCUGAAAAUCUUUCAAUUGCUUUGAGCACCAUCACAUACAUUGGCCUGGGCUUGUCUGUAGUGUGUCUCCUGGUGUUCAUAUUCACCAUUUUUGUCAGCAAGAAGCUACUCGCUGAUAAACAGAAUCAAAUCCUCAUCAACAUGAGUAUUUCACUGAUAUGUCUGUACUUCACCUUCCUCAUUGGAGGGUUCACUGUUGGUGUCCCACCUCUCUGUGGGGUCAUGUCUGCCCUCCUGCAGUACUUCUUCCUAGUGUUCUUCUCCUGGACGGCUGUAGAAGCUGUCUGGCUCUACCUCAAACUGGUAGUGGUAAUGGGAUCUCAGUCUCUCACCUCCAAGUUCAUGCUGAAGGCUGGACUCCCCGCUUGGUUACUGCCCUUUAUGAUUGUUGUCAUCAGUGCGGGGGCGGGACAUCAGUACUACACCAACCCAUACUACUGUCGUCCUACUGAAUGGCCUUUCUAUUUUGGAUUCAUUCUUCCUUUUGUCAUUAUCUACGUAUUCAACUGGAUUGUUUUUGUUGCCAUCAUGGUGUCCAUUUGCAAGCAUUUUAGAAACCUGCAGUCACUAAACGAGAGCUCUGUACGUCAACAGUUGAGGAAUGUUAAGAAGAACUUGGUCAUUGCAAUGUGCCUAUCGGUUGUACUUGGUCUGGGUUGGGGCCUUGGACUAGUAUCAACAAGCUCUGGUCUUGUGGAGCUGUCAUUCACAUUCCAAGUGAUAUUCUCGAUCUUUGUUGGCUCUCAAGGUGUGCUGGUUUUUAUUCUUUAUGGUCUUCGAAGCGCUGACUUCCGCCAGACAUGGAUAAAACUUUUUAGUGGCUGUAGAUCAAACACUGAUAACUUUGUGUCUUCUGAGAAAGGAAGCACUAAUCCACGAGAUAAUUCUAGCACUGUCGGAGUGGAGUUAUCGAGCAUGAACACAUUACCAAGCAAGCAGUGUUCCCCACGCAAUGAAGAAAAGAACUAACUUUUAUUAUAAAGGAGACAAGAUAAAGUACUUGAGUUUGUAGCUACUUAACUAUUAAAUAGAAGGUUGACAGUAUCGUAUAAUAUUGUUGUACUGAAUGGCUUGAUUUCAUGCACUUCCUUUUUGUGCUUAAUUUAUAAUGUGAGAACGCAUAAAAUAAAUUAUUGCAAUG
Molecule: messenger RNA, 5881 nt
Organism: Halichondria panicea
Lineage: Eukaryota; Metazoa; Porifera; Demospongiae; Suberitida; Halichondriidae
Exons: 27
Coding region: 133-5709 (1858 amino acids)
Biological process (GO): cell surface receptor signaling pathway; G protein-coupled receptor signaling pathway
Cellular component (GO): membrane
Molecular function (GO): G protein-coupled receptor activity
Source: RefSeq, a predicted model, not a curated record